Messenger RNA from Cynara cardunculus var. scolymus (artichoke), 1951 nucleotides. Its product is annotated as nucleobase-ascorbate transporter 3-like. The coding region runs from base 171 to 1817 and encodes 548 amino acids. Gene Ontology annotation, molecular function: transmembrane transporter activity. Gene Ontology annotation, biological process: transmembrane transport. The record is from RefSeq and is a predicted model, not a curated record. The transcript is spliced from 14 exons. Gene Ontology annotation, cellular component: plasmodesma; plasma membrane. Lineage: Eukaryota; Viridiplantae; Streptophyta; Magnoliopsida; Asterales; Asteraceae.
AUGCGUUACGGCCCCUCGAAACCCGAUAAUCUCUCUCAUCACAUGCCACACAAGAAAGUCAAGAAACCCACAAACGAAAUUAUACACCAAUUUAACAAUUUCAUUUUUCCACCAAAUUCUUACUUCAAAUCAAACCAGACACUUUGAGAAUUUCGACCACAUACUUGAUUAUGGUGGAAAACGGACAUCAACACCACCCAUCAGUUGCUGCGCCACCGUUGCCCAYCUUCCAACAGCCGCUGGGUGCUGCCAGAGGGCCUGCUUUUCCACCCUCCGAACAGCUUAGCCACCUCAAUUACUGCAUCCAUUCCAAUCCUUCAUGGGUCCAUACUGUUCUGUUGGCAUUCCAACACUACAUUGUGAUGCUGGGAAGUGUUGUUAUGAUCGCCACCAGGCUCGUUCCACAAAUGGGCGGUGAUCAUGGCGAUAAGGCUCGUGUAAUUCAAGCAGUGCUGUUUAUGUCGGGAUUGAAUACCCUUUUUCAAACUYUACUUGGUAGCAGGCUUCCUACGGUCAUGGGACCGUCCUUUGCGUAUCUUUUACCUGUUUUGACAAUUAUAAACGAUUUUGAGGAUGAAGAAUUCUCAUCUGAGCAUGAGAGAUUUCUCCACACUAUGAGGGCUAUUCAAGGAUCCCUGAUAAUAUCUUCCUUUGUCAAUAUGAUUCUUGGAUUUACCAGGGCAUGGGGGGACUUCACAAAGUUAUUCAGCCCUGUUAUUGUCGUUGCAUAUGUUUGUGUAGUCGGUCUUGGCUUAUUUGGAAGGGGCUUUCCUGAGCUAGGCAAAUGUGUGGAGCUAGGUCUGCCUAUGCUUAUAUUUCUGGUUAUCUUUCAACAGUAUUUGAAGCACCUCAAUCAAAGGGCUCAUCCGAUUCUCGAGAGAUUCGCUUUGCUUCUUUGCAUUGCACUUGUGUGGGCUUUUGCUGCUAUCCUCACUGUAGCAGGUGCUUAUAACACCGUUGGUGAGACAACCAAACGUAGUUGCCGAACGGAUCGUUCCUACCUCAUGGAAUCCGCUCCAUGGAUCAAAAUCUCGUACCCAUUUCAAUGGGGUACUCCUAUUUUCAGAGCAAGUCAUGUUUUCGGAAUGAUGGGGGCCGCUCUUGUUUCAACAGUAGAGUCCACGGGAACUUUUAUCGCUGCAUCACGUUUUGCAGGCGCCACACCUCCUCCAGCUCAUGUUUUUAGCCGAAGCAUCGGUCUGCAGGGUAUCGGUCAGUUUCUUGAUGGGAUUUUUGGUUCGAUUGUUGGGACUACUGCAUCUGUAGAAAAUGUUGGACUUUUGGGCUUAACUAAUGUGGGAAGUCGAAGAGUGGUUCAAGUAUCGGCUGCUUUCAUGUUCUUCUUCUCCAUAUUCGGAAAAUUUGGGGCGUUCUUUGCAUCAAUCCCUCUGCCGAUAUUUGCAGCCAUUUACUGUGUACUGUAUGGUCUCGUUGCUGCCRUUGGAAUUACGUUUAUUCAAUUUACAAACACCAACUCCUUGAGAAACAUCUACGUAUUGGGAUUGUCCUUGUUCCUCGGAAUAUCAAUCCCGCAAUAUUUUGUUUCGCGUACUGAUCCCGUCACUGGCCACGGACCUGUUCACUCUGGUGGUGGUUGGUUUGACGAUAUAUUGAACACCAUUUUCUCGUCUCCUCCGACCGUGGCAAUGAUCGUGGGAACUAUACUGGACAACACACUGGAUGCACACAACGCACGGGAGGACAGAGGGGUCCCGUGGUGGGCCCCUUUUCAGCACCGGAAAGGUGACGGUCGAAACGAGGAGUUUUACAAUUUUCCGCUCAGAAUUCACGAGUAUAUGCCAAACAGAUAUCUAUGAUUCGUUAUACUCGCAGUCCGGUUGUAAGUUUUGUUGUAUAUUACCUAUUACCUUUUAUAUGGUCGUUAAUCUUGRAAUUGUGGUGAAAUUUGUAGUUUUAGCCUGGAAAUUUAUAAAUGAAUUUUGAUGGGAUA